GCCACAUUUUCCGGAUACUGGAUCUUGCGCGCGCGCAAGGUCGCGGAGAAGCCGCCCCGGCUGAUGUUCUCCGCGCACUUCUACUGGCUGGGGAUUGCGUGUGACAGUGCACAACUCCCCCUCCCGCUCAUUUGUCAUGCAAAAUACCAAGUCGAAGCGCUGCCGUGUGGUACUGUUUGCAUGACAGAUUCCUGCAGAAGCCCAAGCAGUACUAAACUACGCGAAUGAACCUGUCAUGCACAGGGUCCGCAUGUGCGGGUGUUGGUAUUGCUGUUCAUGCAAUACAAAUGAGGGGGAGGGGGAUGAAUUGUGCACAUUCAUAUUGCGUUCGGUUUGUUCGGAAUUUUCCAACUGUGGUCGUACGGAAAAGUAGUCGCCGCGUCAAAGUUGUCCAGCACGACCGGCAGUACAACAAGAACCGAAGGAGGAGGAGUUGUAGAAGACGACGCUAGCUCGACAUCUUAUCCAACAGUAUACUCUGCUGGAACCGCCGCGGUCGUGCAAAUCGAGCACAGUGAGUGUGCUCUGUACUUUCUAUGUUGCGUCGGCAUCGUCUCUUUACUCGGCAGUGGUUACUUCCUCUGGUAUUACUUCUGCACUUAUCCACAAAAAAAGACCCAUCCCCAUCCAAUUUGUCAUGCAAAACAUGCAUAAAGUCCUGUCUUUGUCAUGCAGAAAAUGGAUGGGGAUGGAUGUUUUUUCCUGGAUAGCACUUUGGCGUUUCUUGUGCGCGAAGAAAACAAGUGCGGGUUAGGGGGCAAUACUCUGCUCGACGAAGACGGGGCGCCGGGAGUGGACCAAGAAUCUUCAUCUUCCACGACUGCUCAGGGUUUGUUCGGCGCAGUUAGGUCGUCGAGUUCUGAGCCCGCAAUUGCAGCUGCGAGUGAUGAUGUCGAGGAGGAUCCGCAAGAGGCGCGGCGCUCCAGAGUGGUAUAGAAUCAAGCUUCAUGAUGGCAUGACAAUUGGGUGACGAAAAGAAAAAAAUUUGGAAAUACAGCAAGAAAAGAAAUGAAAAAAACCUAGCUUUUCACUCAAACAAGCAAACAAAAAAACCGUUCUCUCCCCUAUUGCUAUUCACAUGAAAAAUCAGUCCGCCGGGCUGGGAUCUCGAGGUGCUCAUUCCUUGGUGAUUUUGAACGAGAAGCAGGAAUCUUUUCUCUGCUGGAUAUCGAAGAACAAAAACUUCUGACUGUGCUGCUAGUGUAGCUGUCUUGCAGUGACAGCAUCACAAGUUUAAGUUUUGUUUGAUGUUCUGCAUGACAGGCUGCGUGACUGGCUCGCAUGACAAGUGUAUACUGUGUUGCAUGCUUUGCAUAUACAGACUCGCACAGUACACAGCUUUUUUCCUUGCACCUUGGAAAACAUGGGAAUUUACUUUGGUGCUGGUCGUGUAUGCUAUUCACAGGAAAUUUUAUCCCGCACACGUAAGUACAAAUGCGGUGCCUGCAUGACAAAGCUUGCGCUCGAUACUAGUUAGCAUGACAAGUAGUGACAACUUGCGCUAGAAGGCUGGCAAUAUUUGUGAUGCAUUUUGUACAUGUGCAGGAAAUUUCCUGUGGAUAUACGCACUCUUCGCGGCCUUGAGCUUCCUCGUCCGUUUUCCCCUCUAUCUCCUCCACCUACUCUUCCUCUCGCCCUACCUCGCCGUAGCGAUCGUCCAGAGGCGGUUUGUGUCGAAGAUGGAGGGGGAGUACAAAGAAGUGCGUAAAAAAACACUGAAGGAAGAGAGCAAGCGGAUGAAACUCAGCACCGAUGUCGAGGCCUUGCAAAGAGGACAACGACACUGCAAGCGGUUCUUGCGGCACACGAUUUUCAUCGUGGUCUUUUUCGGCGGUGCGGACCUGCUGCAGCGGAAAGAUUUUUGCGGGAACUACAAAAAAAACGAGUUGGAGCGAAGCUGCUGGUUUUUAUUCCCGCCGCUGUUCGCCGAGGAUGACGGUGCAGUAGACAAGGACAUGUUUUUUUUCCGCACAGAGGAAGUGAAAAGCGGCGAUGUUCAUCCCACACAACAUCCUCGAAACGCAUCCUCGACCGCCGAGGCGUCCUUUCUGGAGCACGAGGUAGAAGUGGUCCUGGAACGUAGAAAAAAUAACCAGAACUUUCACCCCGGACAUCACCCGCUGCGCGGCACGAGAGGCCACCGCCGCGCAAGUAGAAAAGCGACGGCGGUGGUGGUGACCGCCGGCGGAGAGGUUGGCGCUGCAGCCGACGUCGAGAAACAAGAGGACGAAGAGACCGCCCGGGGAACAGGAGCAUUGCAAAGAGCAGAGCAUGUAGUUGGUACGACGACCAAAGAUGCUGACACGACGUCAACAUCAACUGAGGGAACUCCUCUAAGUAAAAACGCAGAUGACGCUGAGCAGCAAGAAGAUGAAAUUGAAAAAGGAACGGAUACAACGCACGCAGAAGACGAAAAGAGGUCAAGAACUGCUUCUGCUGCUGCCGUCGCUGCGUCGAAACUACAGCCCUCUUCGUCCAGAACUUCUACUUCGAACUCGUUCUUCAAGAAGGCCUGGAAUUUGUUUGCGAAAUUUCUCCGGGUAAUCCUCUUCCCGCACCUGACACCCCUCGCGCUGGCGCAGCUUAUCUUCGCGUUCCUGCUCAUCGACCUCGCACGGGCGGCCAACGGGGUAGUCAGCUUGAUUGAGUUCUACGAAGCGACAAACGGUUUCGACCGGAGACUGAUGAAGCAGGUGGAGGAAGUAUCACAAGAAAAAGUGUUAACGUUAACGGUUCUCAUAGAUUCCAAAUAUGCAUGCGCUUGGCAAAUUGUUCCUAGCAUGCAUGCUAUGCAUGACAAAUUUGGGCACGUUUUGUCGUGCGUUACUGCAUCACAAAUUCCGUUCCAGCACCUGCGGAGGCUUGCCUCCAAAGCUACGCUGGACAAUGGCAAUGUCGGUGCGGUUGUUUUAGCAUCACAAAUUCCGUUAACGUUAAACACUUUUUCCUGUGAUAGGAAGCUACAGGCGGAAUUUCAUCCACUGUCGCGGCCGGGACGUCGAGUGGUCCACCUGUCGCCAGGAUCACUGGCUACACCGAUAAUUUUCUCGGGUACGAUCGGACGGGGGCAGUGCCGAAGGGAGUAAGUGUGGACUAGACAGAUUUGUCAAAAUGCAGACCGACGACGCCGAAAUCAAAACCCCCAUCUCUAUUGCAUCGUACAGCUGGAAAUCAAGCAGUAUUUUGUUUGGGGAAUGAUAUUGCAAGCAAGGACAAGGUCCAUUAGCUCCUCCUCCCGUAGCUCCCUGCUCAAUUUGACCAGAUGAGAUGGAUGGAGAUCUACAAGAGUUCGUCG
This is a messenger RNA of Amoebophrya sp. A120, 3295 nucleotides long. NCBI's taxonomy places the organism in Eukaryota, Dinophyceae, Syndiniales, Amoebophryaceae. The record is from the annotation of a GenBank genome assembly.